This is a messenger RNA of Cynara cardunculus var. scolymus (artichoke), 5071 nucleotides long. RefSeq names its product myosin-11-like. The record is from RefSeq and is a predicted model, not a curated record. The transcript has 9 exons. Lineage: Eukaryota; Viridiplantae; Streptophyta; Magnoliopsida; Asterales; Asteraceae. The coding region runs from base 105 to 4814 and encodes 1569 amino acids.
UCUCUCUCUCUCUCUCUCUUCAUCUCUUUCAAUUUCAUGUUAAUGAACUGCGGAUCAAAAGGGUUACGAUCAGACAAUCGAUAAACUAAUCCAAUUCAAUCAGAAUGAAGGAGAUGAUGAAGCAGAAGAUGAUGAAUAGGUUUCACAAGCGCAAUUCCUCCUCAUCUUCCUCUGUUGAUUUCAAACCAGGCGAAAGACUCGAUUUCAAGUUCUCCAGUCUUCAAGCUCUUCAGGUACCCACGGGAUGGGAUAAGCUUUCACUCUCUCUCAUUUCCAUAGAAACAGAUAAAACUGUUAGCAAAACAGGUAAAGCAUCCGUAUGCAAUGGAAACUGUAGAUGGACCGAGACCUUGUCAGAAUCCAUUUGGGUCUCCCAUGAUGACGCUUCAAAAGAGCUUCAGCAAUGCCUGUAUAAGCUUCUUAUUUCAAAGGGAUCAACUAGAUCUAGCAUCCUUGGAGAGGUUACUGUCAAUUUGUCAAGUUACUUGAGUUCUGAAACUUCUCUUCCCGUUGCACUACCACUGAAAAAGUGCGAUCAUGGGACAAUCUUACAGGUCGCUAUUCAGUGCUUAACUCCUCGAGCAAAUUUGAGAUGGAGAGACACCAAUUCUCUUACAGAAGAUGUCAAUUCAGACUAUAGUGAUCUAGAUAACAUGUCAGAUGCACCAGAUGGUAAAAGCACUAGAAGUGUAGGAUCUUCCAAGAGCAAUAGCAAUCUGGACACAUCUCAUGCAAGAGGACUUGGUAGCAGGGAGGCAAGCUUACCGACAGUGAGAUCACAUCAUAGCUUUGAUUCGAUGGAGUAUUCUUUUGGUGGGGAAAGUUCUCGUAGUAACCUCAGUGAAGGUGCAAUUGAUCUGAUUGGAAGACCAGAAUCAACUGGCUCUCAAAAUAGCACAUUGUAUACCUCGGUCAAUGUAUAUGGUUCUCCAAGAUCAAAUCAUUCUCCUUUCAGCCCAGGUUCAGGAAAGAAUAUUUUAAAUAGAAGACAAGACUCUGGGAAAAUUUCACAUAAUGUUCCUGCAUCACCAUUACGAACUUUUGGUUCCUCUGAAUUUGUUAUGGACGCUGAAGCAACCACACCAGAAGAACUUCGUGCAGAAGCAAGAAAGUGGGAAAGAAAUGCUCGGAAGUUGGUGGUUGAUCUUGAUUUAUCAAGGAAGGUGACUAAUGAUCAAACAAAGAACCUGGAGAAUGCAACUAUGGAGCUCUCUACAUUACAAACAGAAUGUAAUGAUCUAAAACAUGAAAUCAAACACCUGAAAGCUCUCCUCAGUGAAUCGGCAAUGAAAGAAAGGGAUGCUGACUAUCUAAAAUCUCAGGUACAAGAUAAAAAUGAUAUCCAGGCAGAAAUGGAAGAAGAAAUAAAAUUUCAGAAAGAUUUGAAUAAUACUUUGGCUCUACAGUUGGAGAAAACUCAAGAAUCACACCUUGCGCUAGUCUCUGUCCUCCAGGAACUGGAAGAGACCAUAGAAAAGCAGAGAUUGGAGAUAAAGAGUCUCGCUGCAUCAGAACGGCCAGCAGGUGAUUUAGGAAUGAAGUUACGUUGUGAGCAUGAAGACAGUGGAGAAGAGUAUACAACGGAACAAAUGUUAGCCAAGAAGAUUAAGGUCAAUUGUGAUUCGGAUUAUGAAAAUGGUCAUGUUGAGGACCCGGAAACUGAUUUACUAACGCAGGUUGAAUUAAAAGAGGGAUGGAAAUUAGAGCUCGAACUACAGAAAUUUCAGGAAUCACAGAAAAAGUUGGAAAGUACAAUCCUCUAUCUGGAGAAGACCCUGGAGGAGAAAAAUCGAGAAAUAGAACUCGGGAGAAACCUGAAGAUGCAAAAUCUAUUGAAUAGUGAAUUAGAAUGGAAAGAGAAGUUAAGCUUGAAAGACAAAGACAUCUUUAAUUUGGAAGCAAAAUUAUCACAAGCUCUUGCCGCACCAAUUCUGAAGGAAACAGAGUCCCAGGCAAUAGAAAAUCCUGAACUUGUUGAAGAAGUUAAAUCUUUAAAGGCCAAGGUUCUGGAGCUUGAAAGAGAUUGUAAUGAACUUACUGAAGAAAAUCUAGAUCUCCUCUAUAAGCUUAAAGAAUUAAGUAAGGAUCUUUCGACCAGUGGCACUUCUAUUAGUUUCUUACUGGGUGAGCGUCCUAGCACCGAGUCGCCCAGUAUUGAAGAUGCCAAGGUCGGGAAACUCGAGUGCCGGACAUGGCAAAUCAAAGAGGAAGCAAAGAAGAUGAAGCCCGAUGAAAUAGCUUCUGGCGAUCUACAAAUUCGUUGUAAAGAUCUAGAAAGCAAGUGUCUAGAACUGGAGGUCCAAAUGCAAGUUUUCAAGAAUAGAGCUUGCUAUCUUGAUAGUGAACUUGUGAAAUACCAAGAAAAAGCAGGAGAGCAGGAAACUGAGAUUGCUGCAUUGAAUCAAUUAUUGAAACAACAACAAGAAGAACAAAAUGCAAAUUCCUUCAAUCAAGAAGAGCAGGCUGCUGUUGUCUUGGACAAUGUCAUCAAGCUCAAUAAAUCACUGGAAAACUUCUGUGUGAUUGAAGAUAACAUUCAAAGUGGUGAAGAGGAAAUCAAACUGACGUCGAAAGAUCCUUCUCAUGUUAAAAUUGAGGUGGACGAUAGUUUGAAAGACAAGGAAAGCACACUUGAGAUCUUGAUUAAGGAAUUACAAUCCAGGGUUAAAGACAUGGAUGAAGAACUAUUGGCCAAAACCUCUGAGACAGAAGGGCUUAAAUCUGACUGUUUGGUUAAGGAAGAGGAGCUUCAGUCUCAAAAAUAUCGCCAGAGAGAUGUGGAGGCUCGGUUGUCUGAUCUGCAAAUAGUAAAUAAUCAAUUGGAAGAAAGUUUCAAACUUAUGCAAAGAGAAGUUGAUGAUACAAAAGAUUCCCAUAUUUCAGGCAACAAGAUUCUUGAAAAGAAGUUACUGGAGCUUGAGUCUCGUAAUCAAGAGUUAGAGCUGCACUUGGCAGAAUUAGAAGAAGAUAAUUUGCACUUAUCAGGGCGCAUAUCUGGACUGGAACCUCAAUUGCGAUAUCUGACUGAUGCAAGAGAGUCAAGUCGUUUAAAAGCAGAACAUUCAGAAUCUCAAGUCGUGGACCUACAGGCUGAAAUCAGAAGACUGGAAAAAGAAGUAGAAACAACCAAGUUUGAUAUGAGACAGAAAGUGCAGGACAUGCAAAAGCGGUGGCUAGAAACUCAAGAAGAGUGCGAGUAUCUUAAAAAAGCAAAUCCCAAAUUAGAAGCUACUACGGAAAAUCUGAUGGAUGAAUGUAGUUCGCUUCAAAAGUCAAAUAGCGAAUUAAGACAGCAAAGAUUAGAGUUGCAUACUCGCUGCACGGUUCUGGAAGCUGAAUUGAGGAAGUCACAAGAUAAUUUCUUGAAGUUGUCAAAGAAUUUGGAAGACUUAGAAGAAAAGUUAUCCUCAAUGCUCCAUGGGAUUGCCUCAAAAGAGAAAAUGCUUGAUGCAGAACUUGAUGGUUUACAUCUGCUAUUCAAAGAACACACAGAGAAGCAUGUUACUGCUGAGAGCUUGUUGAAUCAAAUGUACUCGGAGAAAGUGGCUGAAGUUGAAAAUCUUCAAGGAAAGUUAGAACACCUGAGUACACAGAUAUCAGCAACCCAUGAUGAAAGAGAUGGAAUGGCCAAAGAAGCAAUACUCGAAAUGCACGUAUUACGGGCAGAUAAGGAUAAACUGGACAACGCAAUUGCAGACGUUGAGGGAAAACUUAGAUCAUCUGAGAAGAAGCUUGAUACUAUCCAGGUUGAAUAUGAAAAAAGGAUUCUAGCUCUGACAGAUGAGCUUGCCACUUCCAAACAGAACCAUGGAGUUCUAGUGGCCAACCAUGAGAAAUUAAUGGAGUUGUUGGAGAAUACCCGAUCCGGUGAAGAAAAACUGAAAAACACAGUUAGUGAGCUUGCUGCUAACCUUAAAUCUUGUGAAUACGAAAGAGCACAAUUUACAGAAGAAAAUUCUAGUCUUAAGGUCCAACUGCAGAAAAUUCCAGUGUUGCAGGAUGAAAUUUUGGCCCUUAAGAACUCGUUGAAUGAUGUGAAAUAUGAGAAUGAAAGAUUGGAAGCUUCAUUACAGAUGAUAUCUGGGGAUUAUCAACAGUUGAAGGAAGAGAAAGCUUCAUUACUUCAGAAAGCCUCUAGCAUGCAGAAGGCAGUGAUUGAAUUGGAGGACCAUAAACAGAAUAAGAUUGCCUUAGAAGAAAAGCUUUUGCGCCUUCAAGGGGAUCUAACUGCUAGAGAAGCAUUAGGUGCACAGGAUGCUGAAUUGAAAACUGAGCUUGGGCGUCUGAAACGGUCAAACAGUCAACUACAGUGGAAGAUAAAUCGUCUUCAAGAGGAAAAAGACGAAUACAUAAAGACAAAACAAGCCCUCGAAGAGCAGAAGGAAGGUUUGAAACCAGAGGAAAAUGAGUUCGCUACUAAAAAUAUGGCUCCUUUUGAAUCAGAUAGUACUAGUAGUCUGCAUGAGGACAUAAAGCUUGCAGAGGAUGUGGAAGCUGGUACAGUUGAUGAACCAUCGAGAAUAAAAUCACUAGAGAUUGCACUUGCCGAGGCUUUGGAGGCUAACGAAAUGUACAAAGUACAGCUUAAGAGCUUCUUGUCUGAGGGAAAAGCUCGUGAGUCAGAUAUGCCCGUCGAGUUAGAAAUUGAACAUAAAACAAUUAAGCACGAGGAUUCAUCACUUGAGGCGGAGCUGAAUGAACUUCAAGAACGGUACCUGAACAUGAGCCUCAAAUAUGCGGAAGUAGAAGCUCAACGGGAAGAGCUUGUUUUGAAGCUAAAGGCAGUUGGUCCUGGAAGGAGCUGGUUUUCAUAAAUCCAUUAAGUAAGGUAAGAUAUCAUAUUCUUACUUAUUAAUAUUCAUGAUUUAUGAACUCAUAAAAUCUAUGAGGAAAGAAAUGGUGAUGAGGAGUAAAUAGAAAAUGAAAGAGUAGAUUUUGAUGAAACUUGUUUUCUUUUAUAUGUUAGUUAGAUUUAUUGUUACAGACCAAUGAUUUAUGUAAAAUGUACUACUUGAAACUGCAGGUUGUUUUAAUUCAGAAAAAGGGUUAUGGUAGACCUUUGACUUGACCA